UCGAUCACGUGACUUCCGCCCUCUCAAAAUAGAGUUGGCAGCCAUAUUGGAGGUGGAGUUUGUUUACGCAUCAUGAGUGAAAAAGGCGUUAACAAACCAUGUCAAAGGGGUACAUCAAGGGAAAAGUUAGUCGAUCGUUCCUUAACGUACCGAGAGAGUUUAGACAGCGUUUCAAAACAGAGAUAUGAUGACAAACUCGCUUUAAUUCAGAAAGAAGACCCGUAUCAGAUAGAGAAAACGAAAUGGUCGAAAGACGUGGAAAAAUGGGCUUCUGUGACAUACCCCGACAUUGUAAACUUUCUUCUGUACACAACAAGUGCUUAUACACUCGAUGAACUGAAAUCAUAUAAAGGGUUAGAAGCAUAUAACCAGUUCGUGAGCGGAUGGGUAAGGGAUGUUGCAGUGUGUGAAAUUAAUGGCCUGUGCGUGCACACUUCUCGGGUAAUGCACUCACAGCGCCUAAGUGAAGCCCCCCUUAACCCUUGGAUCAUCGUACAGCCGGAGGGGAAAAUUCUUGCAGCACACUGCAACUGCAUGGCAGGUUUAGGAGAGGCCUGCACCCACAUAGGCGCAAUGCUUUUCUCAAUUGAAGCAUCGGUGAAAGUUCGGGAUUCCAGGACAGUGACAGAAACUAAAUCUUACUGGCUACCUGCUUCGUUGAAAGGCGUCUCCUAUGCCAGAAUUGAAGACAUAGACUUUACAUCAGCUAAAGCUAAGAAAAAAGCCCUGGACUCACAGUUUUCAGAAACGCCAUAUGAAAAGAGAGGAGGAAUGCAAUAUAAAGCUAUAGAUGCUCCAUCAGAUGAUGAACUAAGGACAUUUCUCAACAAACUCAACCAAACUGGAGCACAGUCAGCAAUAUUAAGUGUCAAAAAUUCAUUCCAAGAAGCUUUUAUACCCAAAGCACUGGACCAAAAAUUCCCAAUUGUAUUAAAUGACUUGCUAAAUACAGAUCUCCUUCAGGCACCGUUCAGGGAAAUUAUGGAAGUCUGUGAAAAAGUGCAAGUGACUGUGACGAAAGAAGAAGCGGACAGUGUUGAGAAAGCUACCAAACAACAAGCUACCACAAAGCUAUGGAACAGAUUUCGAAGUGGUCGCAUAACAGCAUCCCGCAUGUAUGCAGCUUGCCACAGCAAUCCUGCAUCCCCAUCUGAAAGCUUAAUAAGGGCCAUAUGCAACCCAGAAAUUUCAAAGUUUCAGACAGCGGCAACUACAUGGGGCUGUGCACAUGAGAAACAAGCCCGUGAAGUCUACUGUGAUUCAAUGCAGGAUGUCCAUGACAACUUUACAGUAGAAGAUGCCGGAUUUUGCAUUAACCCAAGCUAUCCUUUGAUUGGAGCCUCCCCAGAUGGAUUUGUCUCUUGUGAUUGCUGUGGCCAGGGAGUAGCUGAAAUCAAAUGUCCAUAUUGUGUGCGGUCAACGUCCCUGAGUCUCUACACUGGAGGAAAAUAUUGCUUGGAGGAUACACCAGAUGGACGUCGACUUAAAAGAAACCAUCAAUACUACUAUCAGAUACAAACACAGAUUUUUGUAUGUGAAAAGGAGUAUGCAGACUUUGUUGUAUGGACAGAAAAAGAUAUUCACAUGGAAAGAGUUGAACCAGAUAGUGAACUGUGGGAGGAAAUGAAGACCAAGGCAAAUGACUUUCACUCAUUGGCAGUUAUGCCUGAACUUGUUGGGAGGUUUUUUUCAAGGAAGUUUACUCCAGCAUCCUUGGUUGAACUGCAGGAAUCGGACACACUUUUCUGUUUCUGUAGGAAAGGAGAAACUGACACAAUGGUGGCCUGUGACAACCGCAAUUGUCAAUUUCAGUGGUUCCAUCUAUCAUGUCUGAGGCUAACAGAAUCAAACCUACCUAAGGGGAAGUGGUACUGUCCCGAUUGCAGCCAAAUGCCAGAAUUUAAGCCAAAGAGACGAUGCAGUAAGAAGUGACUGGUGUAUUUUAUUUCAGAUUGUGAAGUGUUUUUGUUGACUUGAUUAU
Messenger RNA from Saccostrea cuccullata (small rock oyster), 1981 nucleotides. RefSeq lists its product as uncharacterized. Lineage: Eukaryota; Metazoa; Mollusca; Bivalvia; Ostreida; Ostreidae. Bases 73 to 1932 code for a protein of 619 amino acids. The transcript is spliced from 2 exons. Gene Ontology annotation, molecular function: zinc ion binding. The record is from RefSeq and is a predicted model, not a curated record.